Messenger RNA from Trametes versicolor FP-101664 SS1, 393 nucleotides. Its product is annotated as PR-1-like protein. The transcript is spliced from 2 exons. The record is from RefSeq and is a predicted model, not a curated record. NCBI's taxonomy places the organism in Eukaryota, Fungi, Basidiomycota, Agaricomycetes, Polyporales, Polyporaceae. The annotation marks the transcript as partial.
UAUCUGGAUCGGCACAACAGCGUGCGCCAGAAUUUCAACGCGCCGCCGCUCACUUGGUCGGAUGACCUGCAGGCUAAGGCGCAGGGCUACGCGGAGCGCUGCGAGCUCAGACACUCGAACGGGGUGCUUGGCCCAUUCGGCGAGAACCUCGCUGCUGCCACUGGCAACUUCGACAUUGACGCCGCAGUGGAUCUCUUCGUGAGCGACCAGGGCCAAUUCAAUGCGGAUCAUGUCGUCUUCAGCCACUUCACUCAGGUUGUCUGGAAGUCCACCACGCAGGUUGGAUGCGGUAUCGCUACGUGCGACAACAUCUUCCCGUCCCGCAAGGGCCAUGCCACCUACCACGUUUGUCUCUAUGAUCCGGUUGGAAAUGUCAUUGGCCAGGAGAAGUGA